AUGGCAUCUUGGUUGAAGAGGUUUAUUUUGUGUCCUGUGGGGUCAGUGUGUGCUUACAGCUUCCUCAGGGAGCAAUGAGGGGGCUUGGGAAGGACUUACCCCAACCCCACGCCUGGCAGAGGCACCAGUGGAUGGCAUCAGGCAGGGAUCCUCAGAGAACUCAGAGAAGGGCCUGGUGGCCCUAUAGGAUGGGCCUCCCUGUUCCCACCCUCAGCCCAGGAAACAACACAGGCGAUUUUCCAGUUUCCCAGCCGGAGGCCUAGAGCCAGGACUCCAGAGCAAGCUGCAGAGAAAACAGGCUCUGCCCAGGACCCUGGAGGAGGCUGGAAGAAACUCCCUUCCAUGCAGAUUUACUGAGCAACUGCUUUGUGCCCUGCGGUUUUCAUCUCUGUAUUCCAUUCUCUUUAGAUUUAUCGUUAAGUUCUCUUUGGAAACAGGAGGGUUUGGGAGACUAAGGAAAAGUGGGCUCCCCUCUGGCAUACCGGGGGCCCUAGUGAGCCCCAAGCUCUGGUUCUCAGGGAGCUUCUUUCUGGAGCAGUGCAGGGACCAGGGGAUGAGUGGUCCUCCUUCCAGACCACCCCCCUGCCCCCAACACACACCUGGUUGCUUUGGGAACCGUGGGUCUGCACAGCCAACACAGUUGGGAAGCUGUCUGGCCACCACCGCUCCAUCUUUGGGUGGCCCCUCUGCACACCUGGGGCUGACCUGGUCAUGUCUUUGCCAGAGCUAAGCACAGAAGCGGGACAGAGUGCGACAGAUAACUCGCAGGUGUGGCCUCCUACCCCUGCCCACGCUGAUCGCCGAGCCGCGCGCCCGGUGUGGUCCCCGCCCCGAGCGGGCGCACGCUGUUUCACCCCCGUCCACCGGAGGGCGCAGUCCUACUUCUGUUCGCCGCCGACGGCGCAUGCGUUCGCCCUUGUACGCUUUUACGCCUCCGCAGCUUUCCGGGCCCUUGCAGCGUCCUCCUCAGAUUGUGCUUCCGGCGUGAAGGUUACGGACAAGAUGGUGCCGCCGGUGCAGGUCUCCCCGCUCAUCAAGCUCGGCCGCUACUCCGCCCUGUUCCUCGGCGUGGCGUACGGAGCCAAGCGCUACAGUUACUUGAAACCUCGGGCAGAAGAGGAGCGGAGGGUAGCCGCUGAGGAGAAGCAGCAGCAGGAUGAACGGAAACGGAUUGAGAGAGAACUGGCAGAAGCCCAAGACGACAGCAUACUAAAGUGAGCCUGCCUUUCUCUGGAGUGGUGUGGACGAAUAAAGCUUUCUGUGUUUGAUGCUCU
Callorhinus ursinus (northern fur seal) is the source of this 1274-nucleotide messenger RNA. The record is from RefSeq and is a predicted model, not a curated record. Lineage: Eukaryota; Metazoa; Chordata; Mammalia; Carnivora; Otariidae.